Molecule: messenger RNA, 1991 nt
Organism: Macrosteles quadrilineatus (aster leafhopper)
Lineage: Eukaryota; Metazoa; Arthropoda; Insecta; Hemiptera; Cicadellidae
Product: mitogen-activated protein kinase kinase kinase 7-like
Exons: 12
Coding region: 231-1820 (529 amino acids)
Biological process (GO): positive regulation of canonical NF-kappaB signal transduction; JNK cascade; protein phosphorylation
Molecular function (GO): MAP kinase kinase kinase activity; magnesium ion binding; ATP binding
Source: RefSeq, a predicted model, not a curated record
AGAGAGAGAGAGAGAUAGCAGACAGGUUACCAAUACUAGUGAAAUGUGAAAUCAGUAUUGUUAACUCAAUGUUUUAUGUUAUUUCUAGUUUAUCUAAUUCAUGUCUUUACUGUAUACAAAUUGUCUAAAAUCAUACUUCUGUUGUGACUUUUUGCGAAAAAUUAACUAAUGUAAAAUCAAGUAUUAUUGGCUUGUUUUAAAAAUGUAAAUAACUGUGAAUAGGCUAUCUGAUGGCGAACAAAGAUAGAAUUAUAUUCACUAAACCAGUUGAUGUGGAGGAAAUAGAUUACAAUGAGAUACAAAUUUUGGAGACUGUUGGUAAAGGAUCUUUUGGUGUAGUUUGCAAAGGUAGAUGGAGAGGAGAAUAUGUUGCAGUAAAACACAUAGAAUCAGAAGCAGAAAGGAAAGCAUUUGUCAUAGAACUAAGGCAAUUGUCAAGAGUUUGUCAUGCCAAUAUUGUCAAGCUUCAUGGAGCUUGUACUGUUGAUCCGUUUUGUCUUGUAAUGGAAUUUGCAGAAGGAGGCUCUCUUUAUAAUGUGCUGCAUUACCCACCCAAACCUGCAUACAACGCUGGCCAUGCCAUCAGCUGGGCUCUACAAUGUGCUCGAGGAGUGGCGUAUCUCCACAACAUGAAGCCAAAAGCUGUGAUUCACCGGGAUCUCAAAUCUCCAAAUCUUUUACUAAUAAGAGAUGGAACAAUAUUGAAGAUCUGUGAUUUUGGAACUGCAUGUGAAAGGAAGACUUACAUGACGAAUAACAAAGGGAGCGCCGCAUGGAUGGCUCCUGAAGUGUUUGAAAGCUCCAACUACACAGAGAAGUGUGACGUAUUCAGUUGGGGCGUCAUUCUGUGGGAGGUGUUAAGUCGGCAGAGGCCCUUCAGUGAUAUUGGCGGCACAGCCUAUAGGAUCAUGUGGGCUGUGCAUAAAGGAGACCGUCCUCCACUCAUUGAUGGCUGCCCUAAGCCUCUAGAGAACCUGUACACAAGGUGUUGGGACAAAAACGCUUCAAUCCGACCCAGUAUGGACGAAGUGGUGAGGAUAAUGUCGGUCAUUUACACAUUUGUCAGUGGCUACGACCAACCAUUGCAGUUUGACGAUGACGCUUACAGUUUCUACACAGAUGAUGAAGCAGAGGAAGAAUACGAGACUGAAAACACUCUGGGGUCACAAAGCAUCCCAGACUCCUACAUUGAAAGCUUAAGAAGUAACACAAUGAAUGGAACAGUCGAUCCUCAGCAGAGCUGUGAUCCCAGGUUUUCCACUCCUUUAGUCAUCAACGUAGAUCAGGAACCUUCCGAAUAUUACCCCCUCAAUGAUUUGGGCUGUGAAGAUGUGGACUACGAACCCUCAAUGAAGGGACCCUUACCUUAUCCUGAAACAAGUUCUCCUCAGAGACCACCUAACAGCCAGAGCUGUCCCCAGGAGGUAGAAAACGUGUACCUCAUGUUGGACCCUCAACUGCACCCCAUCCCUCCAGACACCACCUGUCACCAGUCCAUACAGAUCUUCGAGCAGCACAAGCAGUUGGCUCACGAGUUCUUGGAAGUGCAGACAGAGAUGGCCUUUCUACAAGAACACAUGAAACAGCUGGCAGAGCGGCUGUCACUAACGGCGGAUCAGCAACAAGAAGAGGAGGAGAUACGCCAACUGGAGACAGAGAAGGAAAAUUUAUUGCAACUUCACCGCAACCUCAAGAUUCAGUUAGAGUUGCUAAAGCAGCAACGCAGCGGCGGUGGCGGUGGCAGUGACGGACAAUCAAGUUCCUCUCGACCAGAAGAUUCGUGGAGCGACGGCUGGGUAGUGGUGCCUCACCCAACAUAGGAUCUUUUUCGCAUCCCUGCGCUACUUAUUUAAGCUGUGUGCUUUUUUACCUGAAUAUUUUUUGUACAUAUUGUGUAUUUUACAAUAAUGUUUAUCAACUUUGAAUAUGCUUUUUUCCUCGUAUGACCACGAUUGUGUUAGUUAUACUAAAAAUAAAGCUCUAUGACAUAA